Cantharellus anzutake is the source of this 477-nucleotide messenger RNA. RefSeq lists its product as uncharacterized. Gene Ontology annotation, biological process: mitochondrial proton-transporting ATP synthase complex assembly. The transcript has a single exon. The record is from RefSeq and is a predicted model, not a curated record. Gene Ontology annotation, cellular component: mitochondrial membrane. Lineage: Eukaryota; Fungi; Basidiomycota; Agaricomycetes; Cantharellales; Hydnaceae. The annotation marks the transcript as partial.
UUCUACACUGGACCGCUGGCUACAGCAUAUCAUCGCGUCAAACUCUUCUCCAUUUCUUCGCUUGGUCUCGCCGCCGCUCUCACUCCCAUCAUCUUUGUCGUUGAGGCACCCAUACCGACAAGUGCCCGCACUGCAUUAGCCUUUACAGCAGUCAUAGCCAGUGGGGGUUCGACAGCCCUGAUCGCAUGGUGCGGGGCCCCGUAUGUAGAAUUCAUGCGUCACCUGUCACCGUCCACUCCAUCAGCGGGAGUUGCGAUCCAUACAAAAUCCUUCUGGCUGAAAGACUUAAGUACAGAGGUGUACGACACCGCAUUCCUUGGCCCAACAACUCGUGCAUUCGCAAAGUGGGAACUCGUCUCCUUGGUACGGAUGGAAAGGACUACCGGGAGGUAUCCUGGUGCACAGGAAAUCGUGGCACGUACAAAGGACCAUUCUGGGAGAGUUGUUGGAGAAUGGGUAAUAGAUUGGAAUGCAGAU